AUGAUGGGCUCCAUCGAAUCCGACUCUGUCCUCUCUUUCUUCAGUCAACAGUGUUUUCAGCACCCAGACAACACUGCUAUCGACGAUGGGCCAAACGGCAACCUUUCCUACAGCCAGCUCGACCAACAAUCUUCCACACUCGCCCAUUACCUACGGCAAAAUGGCAUCAAGACAGGCCAGGUGGUUCCGCUCCUAACAACCUCCCGUCUGGAAAUGGUCAUUGCGGUUUUGGGUAUCCUCAAAGCCGGUGGCGUCUAUGUGCCCGUUGAUAUUGAUCAAUGGCCUGCGGACCGCAUUAACUAUGUGUUGGGCCGUACAUGUUCGGGCCUUGUGGUCUAUACAGGUGACCAUAUCCCUUCCGGUAUUAAUCUCGAGGAAAAGUGUCGCAUUGUUCAGGUUCAGAUUCGGCUUGAAAAUGAACUCAAAGCACAAUAUGAGCCCAAUCCAAGGCCCCGGUUGAUGUGUAUCAUCUUCACCUCUGGCACUACCGACAAACCAAAAGGCGUCAUGGUUCCACAUACCUCCGUUGCUCGGUUUGUAACAUCACCGGGCUUCAACUAUGAUAUAGUGCCGGGAGACCGGGUCUUGUUGGUACUUUCGGUAGCAUUCGAUGCAUGCAUGGGUACCUUGUUCAACACGAUUUGUAACGGAGGAACAGUGAUCCUGGCCAACAGAUUAAACUUUCAGGAACGGUCUCGGCAAUGCACGGUCCUUGUCGUGACGCCGUCGAUUCUGGAUGUGUUGAGCCCUCCUCAAUCUCCAUCAGAUUACCCCCAACUUGAACGUAUUUUCCUUGGUGGAGAGACUCCGUCACAGCAAUUGCUAGAGGCAUGGUCAGCUUUCAACGAUGUGGCUCUGUGGAUUGCCUAUGGUCCGACCGAAGCUACCUGUGCAGUGUUGUGUGGUCGUCUACAAGCAUCCAGUGAGACUGGCCAAUUCCAUCCUACGAGGCUAGGGCACAGCAUCCCCGGCUCGAGUGUGCUAUUGCUCACCGAGAAAAUGGCAACAAUCCAAGAUAGCAACAUGGAAGGGGAAAUAUGCAUCGAAGGUCCAUGUUUGACGGAUGGGUAUUGGCAGGAUGAGGAACGCACGAAGGAUCGAUUCAUAGAAUAUCACGGACGACGUGUCUACCGCACCGGCGACCUCGGCCGAUUCGUGACCACUGAAGAUAACGAGACCGCCAUAGAAUUUUGUGGACGGCGUGAUAGGGUUACCAAAAUCCGAGGGUUUUUGGUUAAUCUAGAGUUGGACGUCGACGCUGGUCUUCGACGUCUUGAUCCGGACAUUACCGCCGUUUUCUCCGUUGUGCUCGAUAGAAAGCUAUGCACAGCAGUCGUGCCAUCCUCAGUUGAUUGUCGCAAUCUACAGGCAGCUUGGCGGCUGGUGGCCCCGCCCUACCUCGUGCCUGAUAAGGUGGUUGCCCUCGAUGACCUCCCGCUGACGGCAAACGGAAAAUUCGAUCCUCGGCAAGUUAUCAGCAUUUUGCGGGAUGCAUUGCAAAAAGAUGUGGCCAUGCAGAAUGGUACAUCGCACAAUAAUGGUGCCGCCAAUGAUCGAAAGCAGUACAACUGGCGUUCAGACCCUUUAACGAUUGACCAGACGAUCAUCAAAGGUCUUCAACAGGUCUUAGGAAUCUCUCAGGCCGAAAUCAAUAUGGAGGACUCUGCCGUGUUCCAGGGCGUGCAUUCAUUGGCUGCAGCUAAAUUGUCGACAUUUUGCCGGCACCAUGGAUACAAUGUCUCUGUUGAGAGCAUCCUCACGGAGCCAUCCCUUCACGCCUUAGUUGAGAAAAAUCGCCACGAGACAGAAAAUCGACCAGAUAGCUCCGCAUUCGCCACAAGAACACCGGAAGAAAGCUCUAUGCCUACCCAAGGACCAGUGACGCCCUUACAGAAGCGGAUGGUCCUCGACAGUAUAGUGGAAGAUCCUAGGGCUAAUUGCCCCCAGCAUAUCUCUUGGUAUAAGACGGAAGACAUUGGAAGGCUCCGAGAGGCCUGGAAAACGGUGGUAACCCAUGAGCCCAUUUUUCAGACUACUUUUGAGCUGGACGAGACACAAGAGCCAUCUCAGAGACUCAUCGGUGCUGGACUCUUCAUAUGGGAAGAGACAACCGUUACCACACACGCAGCCAUCAAAGAAAGCCUCAAAUCUCUCCCUGCUGCCACCGGUUUAGGGUCACGAUUCCGCGUGCUGCAUUGCGUCGGAUCGGAGUUCCCCCACAACGAGAGUAUGUUUGUAUGGGCGGUGCAUCAUGCGCUCAUUGACGGUUACUCUGCUUCACUGGUGUUCGAAAAGGUCGACAAAGCGCUGCAAAAUGAGCCCUUUGAAUCCUCCCAUCCUUUCAUGCUUGCAGCUCAGGAUAUUGCUCAAAUGCGGGAUAAACUAGCACCUGAGGUUGACCAUUUCUGGAAAGACCAAGAGGUACAGUAUCCUGGGGCAGCGGGUGAACCUCUCAUCCCGGACGCGUUGACGAACCAAAGCGGGGUGGACUUCGCUGAGCAUGUCGUGAACGUUGGUAUAGACAACCAACGCCUGCGCUUUGCGGCACAGCAGGCCCAGGCUACUCCGGCUGCCAUCUUCUAUGCAGCAUGGGCGUUGCUGCUAUCUAGUUACACGAAUUCAGACACGGUGAUCUUUGGGGCUGUAUUCUCCGGAAGAAAUCUUCCAUUCUCAUGGGCCCCGUGCAUGGUCGGGCCGCUGCUCAAUAUUCUGCCCUUGCGGUGCCGUAUCAAACGCGAUAUCGAAUCGGCCGGUUUUGUUCGCGAGAUUCACCAAACAAUCCAGGAUAUCUCUCGAUUUCAGGUUGCUGAUCGUCCAAAAGAUACACCACCGUUUGCGAGCACUUUGACCGUACAAGAUUCUGGUCUUCGGUCUGGGACUACUGCUAUCCCCUCGCUUCGCUCUCCAGAAGUCAGAGAGUCAAAUUUGCUUCCACUCACGGUUGUAGUCGAAACUGACGGCCAAAUCACCUUUCUGUAUCGCACAGAUCGGUUUUCUGAAAGCCACGUAAAGGACAUGGCAGCCAUUUACAUGAGCUUACUCGAUGCCUUUCUCGACCCGGGACGAAGUCUACAGCACUGUAUGGAUCGCCGGUUUCCAAUUGAAAUGAACCAGGCCAUACUGCAAACAGGAAAUAUCGAUUCUGAAGUCGCACGAGUUCCUUCUGUAGACGGGGGACACACUCUUUCCAGUCUCUUCGGUACGGUCGCUAGUCUGCACCCCACGCAUGUCGCAGUUCAAAAAGGGUCACAUUCAAUUACCUACGCUACCUUGGUCCAAUAUGCAGCUCGUGUAGCUGCAGUAAUUGAGAAAAGGACACAGCCGGGAGAAGUGGUAGCCAUCCUGGCCGAUAGAUCAAUCAAUUGGAUUGUCGGCAUCAUGGGGGCCACGGCUGCCAAUACAGUGUAUUGUCCGUUGGAUUCAUCAUAUCCGGCUGAGUAUCGAGAAGACCUGCUUCGGCGCAGCCAUGCCAAGUUAUUCCUGGUUCCCAGCAAGUCACAACUCCCGACAGCCGAUAGCGGAGUGGCAACCGUUUCCAUCGAAGACAUCCUAGCUAGCGAUAUAAAACCACUUUAUCCAUGGCGAAAGCAAACACCUAGCGAUGGAGCAUACAUUUGCUUCACGUCAGGCGUUCUUUGCCUGCAUCAAGGAGUGGUUUCGCUGCAAUCAUCCUCUGAGGAAGGACGACUGCAUAGUGAGCCUGGACGGCGUAUCGCUCAGUUCAUGUCAACUGGUUUCGAUGUCUGCGUUCAUGAGGUUUUCGCCAGUCUUUGCUACGGAGCCACACUAGUCUUGCGCAAGGACGAUGAUGACCCCUUUUCUCAUCUUGCUGAUGUGGAUGUGGUGUCCAUGAAUGCUACUGUUGCUGGUUCGCUAGAUCCUUCAGAGUAUCCUGAUUUGCACUAUGUUUACCUCGCUGGGGAGCCAAUCCCUCAAAGAACAGCAGACAAGUGGGCAGUAGGUCGGAAGCUGUACAAUGCAUACGGGCCUACAGAGGCCACCAUCAUCGUCACGAGGACACUACUCCAGGCAGGCAUUCCAGUUGCCAUCGGCGAACCAUUUCCUUCUGUAAGAGCAUACAUCCUUAACGACCGCAGGGAGCUUCAGCCGCCAAACACACUGGGCAAUCUCUUUGUCGCGGGGGUACAAGUGAGCCACGGCUAUCUCGACCUACCAGAGGCCACCGCCAAUUCAUACUUCCCUGAUCCUUUUCUUCCUGAAUCUUCUAACGAGCGCAUGUACGACACCGGUGAUAUUGGAUUCUGGGACACAGACGGGAAAAUCCAGUGCUGUGGCCGUAAGGACCGUCAGGUCAAAGUACGCGGGUUCCGUAUUAACCUCGACGGUAUCUCCAACAUGGCCACCCUCCGCAUGCCUACAAUUCGCCACGCUGCUGCUUUUGUCAAGGAUGGUGCAGUUGUAUUGUGCGUGGAACCGGAAGACGUGAAUACGGACGAGCUGCGGGCCCGAUUAAAGGAUGCUCUGCCUCCGCAUGCGAUCCCGCGGACCAUAUAUUCCAUUGCACAUAUUCCGUUAUCAUUGAACGGGAAAAUCGAUGUCAAGCAUUUGGCUGCUAUGGAAGUUCGCAACGACACGGCGCUUACCAAUGGAAUUACUAAGGCAAAUAAGCUGGAUUCAGCCCAACAAACGAGCAGCAAUGAUCUGAGUAAUGGUGUUUCCCAUGCCUCGAGCGAAGCGCACCUUGAGAAGCUUAUUAUUAAAGAGUGGCAACAGCUUCUCGGCCUCGAUCCAUCGCAACCACUUUCUAGGUCGGAUGACUUCGUCCUUCUCGGGGGAGAUUCCAUUCGACAACUCAACUUGGCGGCACGUCUCCGGUCGGUACUUGGGCUUCCAAUCAAGGUUAAGGACAUCAUCCGGUCAUCCACUUUGGGUGACUUGAUCACCCUAGUUGCGCAGCAGCAAGAGCAGCAGGGGAAGAAGAAUGUCCUUAACGGUACACCUGCUCACAAUUCCGUGGAUCGACCACUAGGAUAUAAGAAGCUCUCACCCCCAGAAAUGGAAUGGGCAUGUAAGUAUCGCCAUUCGCAAUCGCAGUCAACCUUCAAUGUGCCUUAUGUUGCACGGCUCUCGUCAGCAGUUGACUGGCAACGUCUCGCGAGCGCCUUAGAAACAGUCCUCAAUCGCCAUCGCGUGUUGAGAUCGCGAUUUGUUACGAAGGAUGGAACUGGCGAACGUGUUUUGUCUGAACGUCCGAUCAGUGUAAAUCGGACGGUGCAUGAUGUCGACAUUCAAGAGGUGAUCAACCGGCCCUUUGAGUUCGACAGCAGUGAAGCCCUUAUCCGCACGGUUAUAUCGCCAUCUACACUGGUUCUGUGUAUUUCGCAUAUCCUAUGUGAUCUAACUGCCAUAAACACGCUGUUAUAUGAAGUUGCAGCUACCUAUCGUGGAUUGGCCUUACCUCCGGUGGUGCGUGAGUACUUUGAUGUCACAUGGCACCAUACAGUCGACCCAGAGAAGCAACGAUUCUGGGCAGAGUACCUACAAGGUCUUAGUUUCAAGCAACCAGAUGAAGUCAAACAAGUCAAUGGAGUCAACGGCUGUGAUCACUCGAACGGUACGAAGAUUCGCAAACCACGCUCGUACCGGGGAACCUCACGGACAACGAGUCUGUCCGACAGUCUGUAUCGUCACCUUAUUAUAUCCUCGACCAAGAAUGGGUUCACAUUCCACCAGUUUGGCAUGGCCGUUGCCGGGCUCGUGCUGCAUUUUCUGACUGGUCGAGACGACAUUGUGCUUGGCUCCCCAUUUGUCAAUCGCCCUUCGUUCGAGGACCGACAGGUAAUCGGCUUAUUCCUGGAGCCAUUGCCUGUUCGUAUUUCCGUGAAGCACCAGAACGAGAAUGAUGGCGGACCUGGCGCUCGCGAGUUCGUGCAGAGCGUCCGACAAUCCUCACAAUCGGCGCUGGCACACAGCGUACCCUGGGCAGAAUUGAUGUCCCAUCUGGGGCUCCCUUUCCCCUCCGCACAACCUCAAGUCUUUUCCUGCUGCGUCACUUUCCAUGACGACCGGGGAACAGAUCCACCUCUGGCGAUAAAUGGCGUGGAGGGACAAUACAUUUCAGCGGAGGGAGCGAAGUUCCCCUUGUUGUUCGAGUGGCAGGCAACCAGGGCUACCGGUCAACAUGAGCAACUCACUGUGCGCCUUGAGUAUGAUACCGAUUGGCUUUCCGCGGAGUUUAUAGAGAUUCUCGAGGCACUGUUGCUGGAGUGCUUCCGGAUGUUGUUGGAGGAAGAGGGCAGCCGUCAUGGCGAAGUGAAAGGACGGUUGGGAGAGGUGCUUCAGAGCGAAGCCACUCGUAUCGGAGUUGCGGUGGAUGAGAUAUACGAGACGGCGCGACAGUAUCUAACGGUAAUAUAG
Molecule: messenger RNA, 6378 nt
Organism: Aspergillus chevalieri
Lineage: Eukaryota; Fungi; Ascomycota; Eurotiomycetes; Eurotiales; Aspergillaceae
Product: non-ribosomal peptide synthetase
Exons: 5
Coding region: 1-6378 (2125 amino acids)
Biological process (GO): amino acid activation for nonribosomal peptide biosynthetic process; secondary metabolite biosynthetic process
Cellular component (GO): cytoplasm
Molecular function (GO): catalytic activity; phosphopantetheine binding
Source: RefSeq, a predicted model, not a curated record